Messenger RNA from Suillus clintonianus, 882 nucleotides. Its product is annotated as Cullin repeat-like-containing domain protein. Bases 1 to 882 code for a protein of 293 amino acids. The transcript is spliced from 7 exons. The record is from RefSeq and is a predicted model, not a curated record. Lineage: Eukaryota; Fungi; Basidiomycota; Agaricomycetes; Boletales; Suillaceae. Gene Ontology annotation, biological process: protein ubiquitination; SCF-dependent proteasomal ubiquitin-dependent protein catabolic process. Gene Ontology annotation, molecular function: ubiquitin protein ligase binding. Gene Ontology annotation, cellular component: SCF ubiquitin ligase complex.
AUGAUAGUGAAAGGACUCGGAACCGGAGUACUAGUGCAUGGGACAGAAUCCGACAGAUACACGACAGGUGUCAAAAAAAUCAGUCCAAAUUCUAGCCCCUCAACGCCAACUGCCAUCGACGAGAAAACCCAGGUUGGAAAGAAGACUUUUGGUAUACACUCCUGCGCUUCUGCGUGGAAAAAUAUUCUCCUUUUCCACCUGCAGAGCAAGCAUACGAAUCUUUUUAGCGCUAUUCUCUCAUUGAUCGAACGACAACGAGACGGCGAGACAAUUGAUCAAGCUCUUGUGAAAAUUGUGAGAUGCCAUUCUUGGAUGCAACAGAGAUGUAUCGCAAGCCAGGUCCUGGCCAACAACUUACUCGACUAUCUGAAAGAUGCAGGACACACGUGGAAGAAGCUCUUGAGAAAGCGCGAGCAUAUGCUGAUCCAAUCAAACCCCGACUUCAUCCAGGAGACCUUCCGAAGGUUGCUCAAUUUUGACAAAGAAGCAGACCUGCAGUCGAUGCAUACGUUGUUGUUGCACACAUACAACCUGGAGCCUUUGAGAAAGCAAUAUGAGGAACACGCCAUGCAGGCGGGUCUAGCGGCUGUUGUGAUACUCUUGGGUGAAAUAUCAGAGGGAGAGGAUUCAUUGGAUCCCAAAGCGUACAUCGACAUGCUACUUGAGGUCUGUCACAAGUACUUGGGAACUGUUUCUACGGAGAGGCCGGCUUCGUCAAUUCACUCGAUAAGACGUGCAGAGAGUAGUGCUUUUCAGACCUUCUAUGCCACGCAAUUUUCCAAGCGCGUCCUUCGCAGCAUAUCUGCAUCGGACGAGAGUGAAGCGAGCAAGAUCCCCAAGCCGAAGGAAAUUCGUGGUUUGGAGUACACCCACAAGAUGUAA